GGCGGGUGCACAAUUGUAUUAUCCCAUAUAAUUCGGGGCGCGAAGUCUCACACAAGCGUAAAUUUAGGGUGUAAAGUGUAAUAGAUAAUCUGCUACUACAUGCGACUUUACGUCAUGUACGUACUGUUACUAAAGCAGCAGUUCCCGCGGGGAGGUUCGUCUGAUCAUCGGAGCUCGAAAUGGAAAUCCACACCGCUUCAUCGGAGGCUCCGCCGGACUUCCGGCUGGAGUGGGACGUUUUCCUGAGCUUUCGCGGGGGGGACACGCGCGGGACCUUCACGGAGCAGCUGUAUUCAGAGCUCCGGAGCAAGGGGGUUCGAGUCUUCCGGGACAACGAGGGCAUGAACCGCGGGGACGAGAUCCAAGCCAGCCUGCUGAGCGCGAUCGACGACUCCGCCGCGGCGAUCGCCGUCAUCUCGCCCGAUUACGCCUCCUCGCACUGGUGCCUGGAGGAGCUGGCGAGGCUGUGCGACGGCGGGAAGCGGAUUCUCCCCGUUUUCUACCGGGUCAACCCCUCCGACGUUAGGCACCAGAGGGGGACAUUCGCGAACGCGUUUGUUGUCCACGAGCGCCGGUUCGGGAAGGACAUAAUUGAGAGCUGGAGGCGAGCCUUGACGAAGGCCGGUGGACUUUCCGGUUGGGUGGUUCCCUCAGAGCAGGAUGAGCAACCAGUGAUUCAGAUUACAGUCCAAUUGAUUUUAGAACUAUUGAGUAACAGUCCAUUGGCUGUGGCUCCAGUAACAGUUGGACUUGAUUCUCGCGUCAGAGAAUUGUUGAGGCAGCUGGACAUUAGAUCAAAUGAUGCUAAGAUUCUUGUCCUACAUGGGAUGGGAGGAAUCGGCAAGACAACUCUAGCAAAGGCUCUCUACAACAGGCUUGUUGCUCAAUUUAAGGCCCGCUGUUUCAUACCAAAUAUUAGGGAAACUUCUACAGGAGACAACGGUUUGAUUAAUGUCCAAAAUAAGCUUCUAGAAAAAUUUUCACCUGGUAGAAAGCCUAUAAAUGACAUUAAUGAUGGAAGAGAUGCAAUCAGAGGAAAAGUUCAGGAAGCUCAAAUUCUUCUUGUCUUGGAUGACGUCGAUGAUCUGAAUCAGCUUGAUGUCCUAAUUGGCAAGAAAGAAUGGUUCCAUGAUGGGAGUCGAAUCAUUAUCACCACGAGAGAGAGAAGGGUGUUAUCCAGCAGAUAUGUUACGGACUGCUUUGAGGUUAGAGAGCUAAAUUCUGAUGAUGCAUUGAAACUGUUCAGUUACCAUGCAUUGAAAAGAGAGAAACCUACGGACAGCUUUUUUGAUCUCUCCAAGCAAAUUGUGUCUCUUACUGGAGGACUGCCUCUUGCUUUAGAAGUAUUUGGUUCUUUCUUGAUCGAUAAGAGGAGCACAAAAGAGUGGGAAGAAGCUCUGCGAAAACUGAAAACUAACACUUUGGGCAUGAGCCAUCAACUUAGUCUCCAAGGUGUGCUAAAAAUCAGCUAUGAUGGUCUGGAUGAACAGAAUAAGUCGAUAUUUCUUGAUAUCGCAUGCCUGUUUGCCCAAAUGGAUAUGACAGUGCAGGAGGUGGUCGAUGUAUUGGAUGGCUGUGGUUAUGAUGCUAAGAAUGCUAUCAAAGAUCUCAGGGAGAAAUCUCUCGUCAAGAUUAUCGAAAGUGAUACUUUGUGGAUUCACGAUCAGCUGAGAGACAUGGGGAGAGAUAUUGUACGCAGUGAAAAUCAUUACGAUCCUGGGAGACGCAGUAGGCUUUGGCAUCGUGAGGAAAUUCUAUCUGUCCUAAAGGAUGGGAAGGGAACAAGAGAUGUUCAAGGGAUUGUCCUAGAAUACAAGGAAAAAAUGCCUGUGAGGGAUCCAAGUAGGCGGGAAAUCUUUUGGAGCCAUUUUACAAGAAUGCCCAGUUUCACUACUCUAGCUACAUUUUUGAAUGAAAUAUGCAAGAAGGGCCGCGGGGAAAGGGGAGAGGAGGGGAUUGUACUUAGAACCACCUACUUUCAACAGAUGAUUAAUCUAAGACUCCUCCAAAUUAAUCGGGUGAAAUUGGAAGGCGAAUUUAGGUUCCUCCCGCAAUCACUGAAGUGGCUCCAGUGGAGAGAAUGUCCUCUAAGAGUUCUUUUAUCCGACUUCUGUCCUAGAGAUUUUGCUGUUCUUGACCUCUCAGACAGUACAAUUGAACAGCUAUGGAGGGCUGGUCGUAAAAGGGUUGCAGAGAAUUUAAAGACUAUAAUCCUCCGAGGCUGCCACAAACUAGUAGCUAUUCCAGAUUUGUCAGGGAGUCAAAAACUAGAAAAGGUAGUGCUUGAGAAGUGCACUGCCCUGACUGAGCUCCAUAAGUCAGUUGGACAAUUGGGUUCAUUGCGAUACUUGAACCUCAGAGGCUGUUCGAAACUUGCCAAGUUUCCAACUGAUGUCUCAGGCCUGAAAUGCCUUGAGAACCUUAUUCUUUCUAACUGUGCACUUCUGGAGGAGCUGCCAGAGGGAAUCGGCCUCAUGAAGUCCUUGAAAGAACUUCUUGUGGAUGGUACUGCGAUUAGGAAGCUGCCUGAUUCGUUAUUCCACCUUGAAAUGCUUGAAAAACUUGAGCUGACAGGCUGUUCUUCAUUGCAAGAACUACCCAACCUCCUUGGGAUGUUGCACUCUCUGAAAGAAAUCAUUCUUGAUAGUUCGGGUAUAGUGUCAUUGCCAGAUUCGAUUGGGUCCCUGGGAAACCUCGAGACUCUGAGUGUGAGGUGGUGCACUUCUCUCACUACACUCCCCAGUAGCAUCGGUGAUCUGACAAAAUUGAAAGACGUGUUCAUCGGAGGAAGUAAUGUCCGUGAACUACCAGCUUCUAUUCGUUCUCUACGAUAUCUGAGAGAGCUGACACUCGGAAACUGUGAAUUUUCGAGGGACGUUCCUGAUUCAGUUGAAGGGUUAAUCUCGCUUCUAAAGCUCGAUUUAGGUGGAGAAUCAAUCACGAGUUUACCAAAUCAAAUUGGUUCAUUGAAGAUGCUGAAGAGGCUCGAGAUUUGGAAUUGCCCUUCGUUGGAAACUUUACCAGAAUCCAUUGGAAGCCUGCUUGAUCUUACUACGCUGUUCAUUAUCAAUACCGGCAUCAAAGAGUUGCCAGAAUCUGUAGGAAAUCUAGAGGAUCUGGUUUUUAUGAAACUUAACAAAUGCAGACUUCUUCAAAGACUGCCAGCUUCCUUUGGAAAACUCAAGUCUUUGCACCACUUAUCGAUGGAGGACAGCGGUGUCGUAGAGCUACCGGACAGUUUCGCAAUGCUUUCAAACUUAGUAACUUUAAACAUGGGAAAAAAGCCGCAGUCUGCAAGAGUUAAUCCUAUGGUCAUGCCGUCUUCCGUUUCGAAGCUCACCUCACUUGUGGAACUGAAAGCUCGUGCUUGCUAUAUAUCUGGUGGAAUCCCCAAUGAUUUCGAGAAGUUAGUAGCGCUUGAGACUUUAGAUCUGGGCUACAAUAAUUUUGAUAGCCUUCCUUCUAGCCUGAAGGGUCUUUCAAGUCUCAAGUGCCUAUUAUUACCCCACUGUAGUAAGCUAAAGUCUCUUCCUCCGCUGCCAUCGAGAUUGGAAAAUAUCGACAUUGCAGAAUGUCGAGAACUGGAGAUUAUCUCCGACCUAUCAAACUUGAAGAGCUUGCAGGAGCUUAAUAUGCCGAAUUGCGGAAGAGUUGUGGAUGUCCCCGGAAUUCAGUGCCUCGAGUCCUUGGGAUGGUUGUACAUGACUGGUUGUAACAUGUGUUCCUUGGCGGUCAAGAGAAGACUUUCUAAGGUCUCUUUAAGGAAUAUAUGGAAUUUGAGCCUGCCAGGAGGCUAGAUACCGGAAUGGCUCAGUCGACAGGAGGUGACAUACAAAGCCCUCCCUAACCGCCCGAUUAAAGCCGUGCUUGUAGGCAUCGUCGUCUCCGUCAACAGUGGCUUCCCCGAAGAGUUG
Molecule: messenger RNA, 3914 nt
Organism: Punica granatum (pomegranate)
Lineage: Eukaryota; Viridiplantae; Streptophyta; Magnoliopsida; Myrtales; Lythraceae
Source: RefSeq, a predicted model, not a curated record